Branchiostoma belcheri (Belcher's lancelet) is the source of this 589-nucleotide messenger RNA. RefSeq names its product 40S ribosomal protein S26-like. The record is from RefSeq and is a predicted model, not a curated record. The transcript has 4 exons. Gene Ontology annotation, biological process: translation. Gene Ontology annotation, cellular component: ribosome; cytosolic small ribosomal subunit. Gene Ontology annotation, molecular function: mRNA binding; structural constituent of ribosome. NCBI's taxonomy places the organism in Eukaryota, Metazoa, Chordata, Leptocardii, Amphioxiformes, Branchiostomatidae. The coding region runs from base 113 to 514 and encodes 133 amino acids.
CUCAGUGGAUGUGGUCUCGAACAACUAGACAGUUUUAGCUUUUCGUCUUUUUGCGUUGUGAUUUUUGUGCAUCCUGACUGUGAAUCGGCCUCUUCCCCUGCCUGCAGUCAAAAUGACUAAGAAGAGGCGCAAUAACGGACGUUCUAAGAAAGGGCGUGGCCAUGUCAGACCGAUCCGCUGCACCAACUGCGGACGCUGCGUCCCCAAGGACAAGGCCAUCAAGAAGUUUGUCAUCCGUAACAUCGUGGAGGCAGCGGCUGUCCGAGAUAUCUCCGAGGCCAGCGUGUAUGAAGUGUACGCCCUGCCCAAGCUGUAUGCCAAGCUUCACUACUGUGUGAGCUGUGCCAUCCACAGCAAGGUGGUGAGGAACCGGUCACGCGAGGCUCGUAAGGACCGCACCCCUCCACCCAGGUUCCGCCCACCAGGAAUGGGCCAGAGAGGGCCAGCCCAGGGAGGCCAGGGAGGUGGUCCCAGUGGUGGUGGAGCAGGAGGUGGUGGGCCGCCCAGGACCUAGAGCUCAGGCUGUCUACAUGGUGGCUACUGUCACAACACAGGAUUAUAAACAUACAAUAAACCUGUAAUAUCAGAU